UUCAGCCCGGUUAUCUCAGGGCUCCAGGAAGACUUGCUCAACCAGCAUUCUAUGGCAUUCGAGAUGAAAUGGAAGACCUCAAGCAACAACAGAACAACUCCACAAGUGGUCGCAAAAAUCGAGCAGUACAAGCGCGAUAAUCCUACGAUUUUUGCUUGGGAGAUCCGCGAAAGGCUUAUUAAUGAAGCUGUUUGUUCAACGCCACCGUCGGUAUCGUCGAUCAACCGAAUCCUGAGAACAAGGGCAGCUGAGCGAGCCGCCGAAGAAUUAACCAUGAUUUUGAAUGCUCAAAACCUCGCCAGUGCUUGUAAAGGAGUUGUACUGAGUCCAUCAUUUCCGUCCAUGCCAUUUCCGCUUGUCUCCGCCUAUUCAUCGAUGACUCCUCCUUCUCCCGCUGAAACUGUUCCGAUGAGUGAAGACGAUGGAAGUGUGCGCAGAUGUGGGCGAAGUAGUUUCUCACAAGGUGGGUUGUUGUUAAAGGAAUUACUUAACUUUACAGAGCAACUUGAGCUAUUGGAAUCCACGUUCGCUAUGGAACCCUAUCCAAGUGCAGCUCAACGGAUGGAAUUAGUGAAAAACACGCAGUUGCCAGAGGCCAGAAUUCAGGUAAGACAUCGCGGAAGAAUACUUUAUUUAAGGACACGGCUGAUGGAAACGCUAAGCGGGUGA
Molecule: messenger RNA, 669 nt
Organism: Angiostrongylus costaricensis
Lineage: Eukaryota; Metazoa; Nematoda; Chromadorea; Rhabditida; Metastrongylidae
Source: the annotation of a GenBank genome assembly